Messenger RNA from Penicillium argentinense, 765 nucleotides. RefSeq lists its product as uncharacterized. Lineage: Eukaryota; Fungi; Ascomycota; Eurotiomycetes; Eurotiales; Aspergillaceae. The record is from RefSeq and is a predicted model, not a curated record. The coding region runs from base 1 to 765 and encodes 254 amino acids. The transcript has a single exon.
AUGUCUCGAAAACGCGUGUGCGAGUCACCCCCUAAGGCCCCUACGGCGACGCGUUCCCGACAGCCACCCAGGGAGGUAUUCAACGAGCAGACCUAUAUUCCUGGAUUGUCAGAACGGCAAAGAGUCGAUAUGAUACUUAAGCAUAUGCAUGAACAGCAUCGUUGGACUCUCAAAUCCUUCAUAUAUCACCUAGUGAUGGCACAGCCGGAAGAGAAAAAUGCCCGGUCGGCCGCUUACCGGACACAGAAGCUAUCUGAGGCAAUAUACGAACAGAAGGAAGUGGUCACUGAGUUGCACAAAAUUCCUGAGACUGAAACCACUGAGUCCGUGAGAACGUCACAGCUGGUCGCUCACAUUCGGUCCGAACUGUCUCAAUUUGGCAAUCCCGCCAUCGGGCUCGCUCAAUUUGAUACAGAAGAGUCGGUGGAUCAAUUGGAUAUACCUGGGAUUGCUUCACGUGUACAAGUUGCUGCUCCUCGUCUGUGGGCAUUACUUGUCAGUAUUAUGGCACAGCAGCAUCCUAGCGCUCGCGAUACAUCCAAGGAUUUUCAAGGCAGCGUAUUCAUGAUCUGUGUCAUCUUGGCAUCGGCCUUUGCUCCUCGAACGUGCAACAAGUUUCCAGUGUUGCUCGGCCUGCAUUUACAUUCCAUGGGGGUGAAACGCCGUACUAUUAAUCUCCUCUAUGGCUUGGGCGUUAUUGCAAACUAUAUGACCAUUAUGCGCCGCCGUGACGAACUUGUCAAUUUAGGAAAGGUUGCACAAUAA